CGCACGCUGAACACGUCUCUCGCUAGCUGCAUUUAAUUUGUUUUUAAUCGGUUAAAGUGCCAGGGCUAGUUUGCCAGUCAAAGAUGAGGAAAUCAUGGGGAGGACUUCACGCCCCGCCCACCGAGAAUGGGGAGGAUGGCGCUGGCUCCACCGUUCGCCUGCUGAGGAUCCCUCGAGCCGCUCCCACAAUGGAGAACUACGGAUUCCACCUGACCCGCAGCAAGUGGGACCCCUAUCCCUGGGUAUGCGAGGUGGCAGCCGGCACACCUGCCGCACUCUGCGGCCUGAAACCCGGCGACUGCGUUCUGGAGGUAAAUGGUCUCGAUGUUUUGGGCUUACGAGUUGCCGAAAUUGCCAAAAUGGUCAAAAGCCAAAAGGAUUGCGUUACAAUUCUCUGCUGGAACAGUGAGUGUGAAAAGGACUGUGAUAACAACAGCAUCUGCUGUGCACCCAUGCCGACAAGCCUGCGACGCCUGUCUCUCGUCCUGGAGAGCAUCCUGCGCCUCGUCGAGUGUCCUGUCUGCGGGGUGACCAUCUCUCCGCCGGCGAUGCAGUGCCAAAAUGGACACCUGCUCUGCGUGGACUGUCGCAUCCGCUCGGAGCGUUGUCCUGUCUGCCGGGAUUUCUACACGCCCCAACGGUCUUUAUUGGCAGAGCAGAUAUUCCUGACCAUUGCCAACGCCUUCGAAAUGUGCCGCUCAGAGGAUAAGCUGCGGCAGAAGCUCUUUGCAGGGAUAACACGGCCAGUCGCCGGGAAACAGGACCGGAGGAGCAGGAUAACCGGAGAGGACACCUGGCGAAAGCGAAGGCCAGUGCUGCCCACGAACAAGUUCCUAACCAAGUUGCUGGAGGGCUGCGCCUACUCGAUGGACAACCUCACCGCCUCGAAUGCCGCCACCCUGCUGCGAACUAGUUCCAUGGAUGGCGAUGGCGAUGGCGACGCCAGUGAAAUCCCAGCAGGGACAUCGCCGCUGACAGCCACGCCCCCCGAAAGGGCAACAAUGCAUGCCAUGGAUGACGGGAAUGCGGCGCAUCCUUCACUCUCGACGAAUGAUUUACAGCGGGAAGGAGUUAAGCCGAGUGCCGAGGGCGGUGACAAGAAUUCCGAAACGGACAGCAGCCACAAACUCGCCGCAUCCUUGCAUCCCUCCCAAGCCCACAACAGCCAUCCGCCCAUCGAUGAAUCUUCCGGGAUGCAACCCUUUCGCAUACCUCCUGCCACUCCGAGCCAAGAUUUGCCCCAGCAGGUUGUCCAAACUAAGCCGGCCUUGCUGAUGUACCGCUGUCCCUGUGAGCUGCAGGAUCCAGAGGAUCCUGCAAAGGACCGCCACCAGAACUGCUGCUACAAAUCCGCUUUCCGUUUGCUUUGAGCCCCGGCAUCUCAAUCAACAGCAUCCGCUUAUCAACGCCCCCUCGCCUCCGGUUCUCCUUACUAAUUAAAUUAAACGCCAGUUGCUUGGCCAAAGUUGCUUAUCGCUCUAGAAAAUGAACCCGGCAAAGAAAUUGAAUGGGUGUCGGAGCCGGACAAAGGCCCACGAUGGAGAUGCAAAGAAGUUGGUCCAGAGAUGCGGCACUCGGUGAACUGCAGCGAAGAGUUCAACUUGGGCAAGUUGAGUUCUAAUUUAAUCACUCCUGAACGCCCCAAUGACUUUGUGUCAUUUGGCGUCAGAGUUGCGAAGCUCGAUAAUGAACCUUGGGCAGUCCGGAAAGGGGGGA
Molecule: messenger RNA, 1716 nt
Organism: Drosophila rhopaloa
Lineage: Eukaryota; Metazoa; Arthropoda; Insecta; Diptera; Drosophilidae
Biological process (GO): proteasome-mediated ubiquitin-dependent protein catabolic process; multicellular organism development
Cellular component (GO): cytoplasm
Molecular function (GO): ubiquitin conjugating enzyme binding; ubiquitin protein ligase activity
Source: RefSeq, a predicted model, not a curated record